This is a messenger RNA of Cinara cedri, 26711 nucleotides long. NCBI's taxonomy places the organism in Eukaryota, Metazoa, Arthropoda, Insecta, Hemiptera, Aphididae. The record is from the annotation of a GenBank genome assembly.
AUGGAGAGACACGUCCAACGGUACAGCGUCAACGUCCGGCAGGGCAACUGGGUGGAAGACGCUUGGUCGCAGUCGGUGAGUCGUUCGAAAUCCGCGUGCGUCCGCUCUAUUGCCCGAAGGCCGACGGUCGGUACGAUAAAAAUCUGAACAGUUAGGGGCGGGCCGCGGUUUUAUUCGCUUUGGGUGCGAUUCGGCAACCGCCUCGCCCGCAAAACCCGAUUCCCGGCCGUUACGGUUUACAAUACGUAAAUGAUACGUAUGCAGGCGUAAUUUAAUUAAUUGCAUUGCAGUUUUUCGCCGCUCAACUGUUUCGGUUCGUAAAACGAUACCGCCCUCGGUAGCAGUCUUAGGUACUAUACAUUUUUCGUUUUGUUUUGAACGCAGUGUGUUGGUUGACCGGCGAUUUAUGAACAAUGGCGACGUCAAAAUCGUGUGGACUGAUUUAGUAUUGAAACUAUAGGUUUUUGAAGUUUUGAUAUUGUGCGGAUAUUAUUUAUGUGUUGCGUUAAAUAACUUACUAUCGUCAAAUGCGUAUUAUGUCUGUCGUAGUCCAGUGGGGGAUGGUACGUGCCUGUUGUCAUUUCAGAGAUCGCAAGUUCAAACCCGAGUUCCGAUGAUUUUUUUUUUCUUUUUUGCAAAACCAUAUCGGAUAGGUAGCAGGGAAAAAAUGCUAUUUGUUUCAAAAAAUAAAAUCAAGUGUAACGUAGUAUUUUUUUUUUUUUUUUAUAAUUUUAUGAGAGUAUUAUCAAAUUUUGACGAAAGUCGUAAAUAUUACGAUAAAACCAUGUUUCGCUCGACUAAAACUUCGCGCCGAAUCGUUUUUCGUUGUCAUCGGUUUAUCGUUGGUUGGUUAGGCUAGGUCGCUGGCCGCACGCCUUCCAGUAUCAGAUCUUUUUUUUUCAAUAUAUAGAACUAGUUCAAGUUUUUAAAAUGUCAUUAAAAAUUCCUCAUUGAAAAUAACUAAAUUAACUUUGUUCUUCUUCGUUCACUUUAACCACUGACUGUACUAGUGUUAAGCACUCAAUUUAGAUUAUUGAGCUGGACUGAACAGAACUGAUCGAAUUCUGUUAAUCCGUAUAAUCUCGAUUACAAUGUUAUCGAUCCGGACAAUUACAUAAUUCAAUUUAUUUAACAACUAAAAAAUUAGACGAUUAAACGAAUUUUUUAACUUAUGCGUCCAAUCGAUUUUUCUAAUUCAUGUUCGGGCUGGUUCACGUCCUAAUCGUGGUCAUUCGAAGUAGUUGGCAAAAAUUAACUGCAAAAAUACCAAUAAUUGUAUUGUAUUAUUACAUUGUUUUCGGUCGACGGUGCACAAAGGAAAAAAUCGCGUUGUUUCUGAAUAAAGCAAAUCAAGGCGAGUUGGGCAAGCAGAGAACUACUAAAAUAUACGACAGCCUCUUGCGACCGGUGAGUUGGUUUAAAUUUAAAUAAUGUAUAAUAGUAAUAAAUUAAAUACCAUCUCGAGAAAUUUCGAUAUCAUCAAAUUUGCUUCCGUCAAAAGUGACGCUUUUAUUUUGCAGCGUAUAAUUUUCUCUUUUGUAUUGUUUUUUUUUUUUUUUAGUCCAGUCCUCCCCACAUAAUUUGUUUUCUAGCCUGUCUCACGCGUAUUAUAGCAACAAAUAUAUUUUGCACUUCAACGAUGCGACAUUGAAUUCCGGGUAACAGGACCUAUUAUAUAUUUUAUAAAUAAUAAUAUUUACUUUACCUUGGCCGAAUCUUUUUUUUAUUAUUAUUUUAAUUAAAACUAAUAAAUUAUUACUGGUUAAUUUUAAGGGAAAACACGAAUUUUUUAAUGUUAAAAAUGAAAAUAAAAAAAAAAUUUUCGACAAAGGCAUAUGAAAUACUUUUAUUAAUAAAAUAUUUAAUUGCGUAAUUUGCUCUUAACUCAACCAAAGAUUCACAAUACGGCGGUGGUGUAUUUACGGGGGGCUGACAACGCUAAUAGAUUAUCAGCUCCCAAGGCUUAAGAAUUCCCUAAAGUACCAUCCCAUAAAAAUUUCCUUUCAGGAAAGAUGCUACACUUGAAAAUCGGAUCAAAAUUUCUGGUAUAGAAAAUUUGUUCACAGACAAGAAAAAAAUAAAAAUAAACAUCGUUGUAAAACCUAUGCAUUCUUCGCCCCGUUCAGAGUUUAGAAACGCAUUUAAAUUCUAAUAAGCUAAAAAAUCAGUUUAUAAACAUGAAUGUAACGCGCUCUGCUGGCGUUUGUUCGUACGUAAUACUUGGUUCAUAAAAUGUUGUUAGAUGACGCUCUGCAACUAUUCGAAAUUCAUCGUACUUUGUGAUUGAUUAAAUAGGGAAUAUUUAAAGGAAUGAUAAUUCACGGAAAAGUAGAUUGUAGUUAGUUAAGUAGGAAAGUAACAUAUAACAGGAAUAAUAAUUCACGGGGAAAUAAAAAUAAGGAAAGCAUAAUACAAAAGAACCAAAAAUAUCCGGUCGUAUUUUUGUCAUUACGUAUAGUCAGGUUUUUAAACAAUUUUUUUAGAAAAACUAGAAACUAGAAAAAAUUAUUCAGAAAACUCUCACCGAGCAAAAAUUCCGCAUCUUACGAAAUCGAAGUACAAAAUCAUUAGGUAUUAUAAAAUACGAUUAUACUAUAGGUAUAUACGUCGCUUAAUAUACUUGGAAUCGAAUUAUCAAUUUUGGUUUUUUAACGUUUUACGAGCGUAUUUGCGUCAUUUGGUGACCCCUGCGAGUUAUAGUGCUAAGUGACCUAGAAGAGCGUUUUUUAUGGCUUCUCACAAUCGCCAACCUCUCGUAUUAUACCUAGUAGUAUCUCUCUAGCGAUGAAAAUAUUUCGGUUUUUACACGUUUUCGUGGUGUCCUCGUAAAUUAUAAAAAAACCGAACAAAGUCUAUCGCACUAUAUAUAGGCCACUAUAAGGUGGUAAGUUUAAACACUUUAGGAUAUAUGAUAGAAUAUAGGGUAAUUUAAUUUGUAUACUAUCUACGACGAAUCAUCAUUGCAACUGAAAAAACGAUUAUGAGCGGAAUAGUUAUUACUCGUGUUUUCCCUCAUAUUGUAUUCAAGGUAACUAAACUUAUAUGAUAUAAAAAAUAAAUUUCCGUUUUCUGAAUUGUUAAGAAGUUUACAAGGAAAAUCAAAACGUAUGAUCUCUUCAAUGCACCAAUUAGAUCUGAAAUUCUACAAAGAAAGUUGCUUUAAAGUUUUUGAUUUGAGUACUAUUUCUAGUAGAAAAGCCGAAAAAAAAAUAAUAUUCCUCGCCGCGCUCAGAAUCUAAAAAGACAUUAUAGUGUUAGUGUUAGUCGUGUUUUUGUCGAAUUAAUCGAUAUAUUUUGUUAUCAGUUUUUAAAAUGUUAUUGUAAAACAGUCGAAAAAAAAAAUGAAGUAUUCGGUAAACCCCCCCCCCCCCGCACCUUUUUUAAUGUACGACAUAAAUUUGUGAUUUUUUCGAAAAUAAAAAAUUACACACAUAUUUAAUAGGUUUUUCGCCGUACUCUGUAUGAAUAAGUGUCUGCCGACGUCUGAUAAUUCGUAGUGGUACAGAGAAUCGGCUGCCGAUGGACUCGGCGAAUUUUUUAUCUACGGAUUCGGCGGCGGGCGGUGGCGAAAAACAAUUAAAAAAAAAAAAAAAAACCGCGAUAACCGGUUAUAGGACGGGUUAAUAAACCUAAAAUGCGAAUUCUGCGGUACGCGCGGUGUUAACGUGUUUAUCAUGCGUGUACACUUGUAAAGUACAUCGGAAAGUCUCGAUUCGACGGACCGGCCUGUGAAAAACGACAAACGGCAAACAUUCGCGUUGGACGUAAGAAAGACCAGUUAAAAUGAAAAUAUAACGACCGGCGAUAACGCGUCGGCCAAACGGACACGCAUAUUUGUGUGGUUUGCAUUAUUGGCGGAGAGGGCGCCGUACCGAAAUUUCCUGAAGUACGGUCGUAAUCGUCGGCCCCGGUGUUGUGCGGAUUCGUUGAAGUCCGUUAGUGGCGGUCAAACGGUUUCGGAACCGUUCCGAACCGUUAUUAUUAUUAUUAUUGUUUUUUUUUUUUGUCUCGUUAGGCUCGUAUACUCGAAAAACCGAUUCGCCUCUGUCCGUUUUUCCGUCCGACCGGCGUCCCCAGCCCGGCCCCCUCCCCCCCGCGUCCGAACGCCUGAUUUCUCUGACGGACGAUGGAAAGGUAAGACGUUUGGCUCAGAGACCCGCGCCAAUUUUACCCUGCGCUUGACACUCGAACGGCCGUCGCCAAUUUGAAAUAAUGAUGGUUCAUUUGUAUAUUAUACGGUUUGACUAUGUGAUGCGUUUUUUUUUUAAAAAACAUUUUCCGCCCGUGAACAAUACUAUUCUAUACUAGAAAUCUUGCACGUAUACUAUUGGAUUUUUUUCAAAAGUAAAUUUUGCCUUGUUGGUUAAUUUUUCGAUUUUUCUCGUAAUUUCCUUGAUAAUUGGUCGAAACCCGGAAGGACUACGUACGCAUCAGCGGUUUCUGUUAUUUUCGCGGCAUUUCAAAACUUGUUUAACGGAACUUCGCUCGGAAUCGUUUUUCAUUAGCAAUGAUUUAUCGUUGCGUACAGAUAUAAAUUAAAUAUCGCUCUAUAUUAUCAUAAUCGUCUUAUAAUUUGUUUUUUUUUUUUUUUUUUUUUAUCGACACUCGCAGGUCGUCUUGGACACAGCCGAAGAGUUCUUGCGCUACGGCCAAGACGCGCAGAUCGUUUGUCCGGAUUUCCGGUUCCCGAUCGUUUCCGGCGGCGGUGGAGUAGUGUUGUCUUGCUCGGCCGGUAACAGCGACACUCCAGAUGGUCUGGGACCCGAUUGCACCUUGACUGCCUCGGAGUUCACCGAACCGUGCGUCCGCAACUGUUUCAAAAUUUCCGGGUAAGACGUUAAUAUUCUAAAACGUUACAGUGUACUUCUUGCCCGUUUUCACGGGUUUUGCUGCUGUUUUUACCGGACCACUUGCACCGGGCGAUUCAUUCAAGCGGGUACACCCAUUAUCUUGAAUAGCAUUAACAUUUUUCUAGAACAUUUCAAAAACAAGCUGCUCUACAAUUUCAUAUCUAUGUUAUGUUUUGUCGCCCUUAUUUUCGGGGGUAAAACCGCUACCUACUUUUGAUUUUCAAAUGACAACUCAUAUUAAAAAGUCUAUAAAUACAUGGAGUAUUAGUUCCACUUUUAAUUUAAACCCCCGGGGCGUAAUUUCACUUCUACCCCGGUCAAUUAUUGGGGAGUCAAUAAUCAUCAGCGACAUUUACCCCUCCCUUCAGAAUAUCACUGGGGUUAAUAACCACCGGCACAUCAGUUUCCCAAAGUUUGAAAAUUAUUUUCAACAUUUUAAUGACCGCUUUUAACAUUUGUCCGCUCAUAUUAUCUACGGCUCGAUACCAAUUUAAGGGGAAGAGAUACGGCUAUUAUUAUGGACGAAAAUGACUUUGCGGCUAUUACCGUUAGUUAAGGUCGAAAAAAAUGUUGAAUAUUAUUUUAUUAUUGUAUACUGGCGACGACAAACCGUCUGGUGGUGCAGCUCAUAGCCGAAUAGUUCGUUUUGCGAAAGAAGAUUCCGAAUAAAGCGCAUAAUCGUAUUAUCGCGUUGUUGGCGUGCAGAACCAGUUUUUAUUAUAUUUUUUUUCCCAUUAGCGUACGCGAUAAUCCCGUCAGGUCUAAUACGGAUAGGCACUACAGCGGCCGAAGUUACGAAUUAAUGUAGUACGAGAAAGACGGUCAAGAUAUAUUUUUUUAUAUAGGUACGCAUAGCCGGUUCGAUAUAAACGAAUGUUACGAGUUUAUCAGUUCCAUUUCAUUCUCCUACCGCCACUCACCUCGAGAUACGCUGUGAACGGGUUUUUUUUUUUUUUUUCUUGAAUGCUAAUUUUAUUCGUCCGUUGACUGGCGGCGGCCAGAUGCAAUUGAAUUCUGUACCUAUAGUACGUUGGCAAGAUCUGUCGUAUGUAAUAUUAUAUGUCGUUUAAAAUAUGCGCAUCGAUUCGAAUCGAAAUGUGAGUGUGCGUUUACAUAGAAUUUGCAGUAUAAAUUAUAAUGCUGUACCGCGAAUCGGAAGUUCUUUGAAAAUUUGAAAAGCCGUUUGCUAAGUAAAAAUAAAAAUAAAAGAGCCGCACCUAGGGGUAUGUAUUUAAGCCGAAUACCCUCCGAGUGGCUACAUUACUUACUGAGAUCGGGUGUAUUUUCUUUGGUCAUUUUCAUUUUUCAGCUUUUGAAACGGCUGAAGUCGUCGUAUAUACUAACAAAAGAAAAAAAAAAAAGCAAAUAUAAUGUCACGGGAAUUUCGAUUCCCCACAGUUUUUAGAACAUCAUCGAAGGAUCUGAAUUUUAUAAUGUCAAAUAGGUUUAUUAAACCAAGUGGUCGGCAACGGUCUUGGUCACCCCUAUAAUAGCAUCUUCUCAAAUGUCGCGAUACUUUUUCGCGGUCAUUAUAUUGACAUGAUAUUAUUUAAAACGGCUGCCAGAAAAAAAAAAAAAAUAAUACCAAUUUGGAACUGAUCAGAAAAUUUUAAAUUCUGAUCAGAUUUCAGUGAUCAUUUAGUAGGAAAGUAUUUGUUUUACUGUAAUGCGUUUUUUAAUAUUUUUUAUUUCUGUUUGUGAACAACUUUUCAACCAAAAAUCUAACACCAAUCGAUAGGUUCAAUUUCUUGUAACAAAUUUUGUCUAGUUGGUAAAUUUUCGAUUUUUUCAUACUUUUCUAAAUGAUUGAGAAAAUUGGGAAAAGACCCAUUGUAUUGUAUUUAAUAAUAGUUUAUGUUAUUCCAAUUGUUUUUUUAUUAUUAUUGUUAUUUAACUAUAUAUAUUUUAUGAAUUAAAAAUCACUUACGUAAAUAGUUGACUGUCAUAUUUUCCGUUACCGUAAGUGUUGAUCCGUGAUGGAAUAAUUUUUUUACUCCUGUAAAAAAAUACGUCCUUUCAAAUGCUAUUGGUCCCGAGAAUUGAAAAUGUCAUGUUUCGGACAACACUAUUUUAUAUACAAAACGAUAGAAGAAGGGUGUAUACGUAAUCCUUAUUAUUAUUAUUUUUUUUUGUCUCCUUGGUCCUUUCCAAAUCCAUUAUCCGGGUCGUGGAGGGUCUGGCGAAAUCGUCCGGGAACGCGGGUUUUUACGACCCGCGUGACAAAUCUUGGACGUUUCCCGAUUUUGAUAGCGUAUAUGACCCAAAACAUAAAGGCAUAACAGAGCUGAUAGACCCUAAGAAAAAAAAAAAAGGAAAGAAAAGAAAAGUCACUCUAUUUCGACAGGGGGAAUUUAAGUAACGAGUUUUCUAACUUCAUUCGCCUACACGAGGAAUAAUAAUAUGCAUUCGAAAUGACAUAAUAUCAAAUUUUAGUUCCGCUUAUGGUAUUAUCAUAUCAUUGUUUUCAGCCUAAAAUAGUCAAGACGAUUUUAAUAAAAUUAUUCGCUAGAAAUAACUUAAACCUUCUGAGCUCUUUUUAUCCUUAGCGGUGAUUUUUUAAAACAUUUUCCCUGUAGAGAUGACAUGUUUAUUCCGCAUAUUUUUUUACCGAGAAUUUUUAUUUUUGAUACAAUAAAAUAUUAUCUAUAUUGGUGUGUAAUUUAUGUGAUCACACGGUGAUCAUCACGCGGCAUCUUUCAUAGAGAAAUCCCCUAUAAAAUGUUUCGAAAAAAAAAUCCCAGCUGAAUGCUGAAAAUGGGUUUAGAAAGCAAGAUUACAUUUUAUACCCUUUAUUAUAUUGUAUAUACCAUACUUAACGUGAUUUUUUCGUUUUAGGCUCUUAAACGGUUGUGAAGACGGUCAGCCCGUUAAGUUCGGCGACACCUUUAAUAUAAUCCCGUGUGUUUCGUCAAAAGUAAGUAGAAAAAUGUAUGUAAAUUGCAUUUCCGCGCUUAAAACAUUAUAGCAAAUGAUUCAAAUUAGUCAUACUGACAUGUUUAGGAUUUCGCCAAGGAGGGAAAUAUUGAACAUGCAAAUUGUAUCGUAUUAUAUGACGUGUAACAAAAAAAAAAAAAAGAUCAAUCAUUAAUUUAUUUAUUUUUGUUAGUAAUGGAUAAUAAUUCAACUGGCCUUAAAAUUUUGAUUGAAAUUAAAUAUUACUAGUUAGAUACUAAUACUAAUCUAUCCUCUUUCAUAAUAUUAGAAUGGUUUAGAUAAGUUUCGUUUUCAACAAUAGAAAAUGUACGAAUCGCUCAACACACAGAAGAAGAUAUACUCACAGUUUAAAAAAAGAAAAUGUCAUAAGUUCUGUCAUUAAGUUAUUACUGAUGUUAUGAGUUUCUAUAAUCAGUUCAUAAAAUAUUACAAAAUUCUGGAUGCUAAGGUGUUUUUUUGUCUGUCUUGAAAAUUUUUUUAAAAUUUGGCUAUGUGUCUUCUCUGUGUAUAGCGAUUCAUGUACGUUCAAGGGUUUUUUUUCGAUAUAUUAACUAGUUAUAUAAUCAACUAUAUAUUUUUGAUUUUCUAACUAAAAAGUAAAAAAAUUUUAAUUUAAAAUUAGAUUAUCAUUUAAUUAUAAUAUUAAACAAAAUAGUUCCUCUAGUUACGUUAACUCCUUUCACCUGUUGUUCCCGCACAUAUCCGAGAUUAUCCAUCUAAGUUUUGUUUAAGAUUCCUCAUCCUAUUUGACGAAAUUUUAUACCAGUUAUCGACUUGACGCAACCUAUUUUGUUACCGUUUACGACCGUAGGAGUAUUUUUAUCCCCUCUUACAGGGAGAAUGGUAUUAUCAACUAUAAGGUGAAUUCCUCCAUCCUAUUGAAAAAAAUACCAUAUACCUACUGGAAUCACCCACCUGGGCUUUUCGUAGUACCACAUGCUCCCCUGUGGGUACCUUUUUGUUGUCCAACCCCAAAUAAUUCGGAUGAAAACGAAGUAGAAGAAUAUAUACGAAAACAAAGAUUAAGGGGUGAUGUCUCCCUAAUCUUCCUUCCCCCCUAAAUCCCAUAAAUGUGUCACUGAGUCAAAUUAUAAGACGGUAAAGACUCUUUCUCUAUACCGAUUUUUUUUGUGAACUUGGAUAUUAUGUAGAUAACUUCAUAUUUUAAAAAGUGCUCGAUGCCUACGUUUUCGAACGUUUCCCAAACUAUUUUAUUUUUAUGUAUAUACAAUUAGGUAAUGGGGGUAACUUCACUUGAUUAUUUAAAAACCGAAGUAAUAUUAUAUACUGUACAAAUAUAAAUUAUACAUUAAAUAAAAUUGAAAAUUCUCUUUUUUUUAUUCUAGUAGAUAAACAUAAUAUAUCUAUAGGUAAUAGGUAUUAAAUUGUGAUAUACUUGACAUACACGGAGAAGAUGAAACCCACCACUAAAGGCAGUGCUGGAAUAAAACCCGAUUGAAAAAUGUUCGUUGAAGGAAAAAUCGAGAAUGAGGUGAGAAGACGUAGUUACAAAUGAUGCAGAAGUUUUACAAAGAAUGUUGAACUAGACGAUUUUGAAAAUGGAUUGAGAUUAGUGAUGAAACGGGAUGAUCCUAGAUACAGUGGGGGGAGGGGGGUGUAAAAAUAGGUGUGUCAGGAUAGUACGAAAGUAUAAGGGAUGUUCGGUUUGCGAUUAAGUUGAAACGGCAGAGUUAAAUGCGACAUUCUGACCCUAUCCGCGUCCGAUAGAUGACGCUAUAAUCCCUCACUGUUUGUGAAAUCCGUCCAGACGUUCGAUUCGAACGAUUUCAUACCGCCAAACGACGACGGUCCAUGAUAGAACACCAAUAUUUCGCUCAUGAAGAUAUAAAGCCGGCCGCAUUUAAAAAUAGCGUUAUAGGCUGACAAUAAGUUUGGUAUUCCCGAUAUAGUAUUGAAAUGUCUAGAAAGGUCGACACUGCCGUACAGUGUACAUAGGCUACCCGAGAACCGACCCCAACAGUAACUUUUGUUCCCCAUCAGUUGAACAUAUUUUUCGUCUUUUACCAAAGAUUUUCGUGGGGGGAGCAUUUAAAGGAGUCUAGAAAAAAUGUAAUUUUUUGAAAGACCUGAUUCUGAUCGGGCCAAUAUUAAUGGUAUAUAAUUUUACUCAUUUUUAAAGACGGCUGGUGCCUGUAAUGUUAUAUAAUAUUACCUCUACAGUCUACACUCUACAGGCAUCAUUCAAUCUAUAUAAUAUUAUUGAAGUGUCAUGUCAAAUCUUCUAAAUUCUUCCGUGACCAUUAGUUGUACUUAAUACAAGUCUGUCACAAUUGAAAAUCUGUGAUUUUUCUCCAGAGUUCAAGUUAAUAUCCAUGUUCUUAUCUGCAUUAUAUUGUUAUAUCGUUAUACUUAUUAUUUAUUAAUUUGCUUACUCCAAUGUAUACGAUGUAGACACUUUUCUGAAAAGAAAUUUUUUUUGGAAGGUACUUUAAGGAGGUUAUUUUUCUAUUUUCCCGUCAGUUUUCAAAAUAAAAGGGAAAGAGUGAGAAAAGAUGGAAAAAAUGUACGAAAUAUAUUAGUAAAAUAUUACGAUUUUUUUUUCUGUGAACAACUUUUCUACCGGCAAUUUUGUCUCUGAUAAUGAUAGCACUUUUUCUGAAAAGAAAUCUGACUGGGAAGGUACUUUAAGAAAGUCAUUUUUCGAUUUUAACAAGAGUUGUUUCCAGAAAAUGUAAAAAACCGGGAAAAAACAUGGGAUAAUGGGAAACAUGGUAUAUAAUGCUCAUUUAAUUAUUUUACAAUAACAUGACUUAAUAUGCAUUGUUGAUAAAGUAUCACUAUCGACUGAACUCUGCUCAGAAUCGUUUUUAGUAAGCAAUAGUUUAUCGUUGCUUACAGAUAAAAAUUAAUUUCCUCUCUAUAUCUUACCUUCCCAACUUUUCACCAAUAACAGUGGUUGCACAUCGUGCGAAGUAUAUUUUCUUUUGUUACCAAGGUAAUCCAGAAAUAAUAAAAAAAAAAGAAUACAUAACAAAUUUCGACUUUUUUCUAUUUAUUAAAAAAACUACAAGAAAAUUAAAAAUAAUCUUUGUGCAGUAACUAUAGUUCUGAAAUGCUACAAGAAAGUUCACUAUAAAGUAUUUGCUUGGAGCAAGAUUAGGUACUGGUAAAAAUGAAAUGGCGUUAAUCUAAAGAUUAAAAUGUCCAAAUGGGUAAUGACUAAACAUAUAUUACUAUGAUAGUAUACGUCUGAAUACCUCGGCGACGAUGACACGGUAAACGCUUGAUUAUUGUCGUUGAAACACGCUCGUAUUAUAUUAUCAUUUACUCGGAUAGCGUUUUGUUGAACUGGGUUUUUAGAAUAAAAAAGUAAAAAGUAUAGGCACUCCGGUGAUUAAAAAAAAAAAAAAAUAAAAUAUAAAGAAAUACUCGUAUUCCAGAUGCGAAUAACACAACGGAGACGAUUCAACUGCCGUGUUUAUUAUUUGCGUAAAACAAUAAACGAGUAAAGUAUUAUAUUGUAGCACGUUCAUUGAUUUUGGUAUAAUAAUAUGACGUAUUAUUUAUUAUUAUUUACUGUUAACAUUUUACAGGGGACAAUAGCCCAUUAAAUACAAUAAACAAUGACAACAUCAAGAACAACAAAAAAAAAAAGAGCCGAUACUGGGGACGGGUGCAGUCACUGUUUUAGGUGGGAAGUUGAGGAGGUAGGAUACAUAAGGUUAUUUAAUUUAUAUCUGUAAGCAACGAUAAGCCAUUGUUGACGAAAGACGAAUCGGAGCGCAGUUCGGUAAUACAUAAUUUGAAGUUCCGUAAUUUGUUUGCGAUUUUCGUUUAAAUUUGAUUUCAAAACGCUUAUUAAAAUAAAAAAAAAGUCGUACAAUGAUUUUGGAAAUUUUAUCACGUUUAAGUAAGUCUGUACAAUAUAAGUAUUAUUACUAAGCUUCAAGUUUCUGCGUGUGUUUAUAACCAAAUUACAGCAAACAAACUUCCAAAAAUUAUAAUUUCUUAAAAGCUCAUAAGUGGCUCAAAAGUUUUAACAAUGAUACCGUAAGAAAAUUAAUAAAAAAUAAAAAAGGUAUCUUGUGAUUUUUGAAAACGUCAUUUGUGUUUUUAUAAAAUAAUGAAAUCGUGAAAUUGUACGUUUUCCUACGCUUUUUCUUACUGAAGUGCUUUUAUUUAAAAAUUGGCAUGAAAAUCUAAAAAUGACCUCUUUAAGUACAGUUUAGACAACCUGAGCUUUCAGAAAAAAAAAUGCUACACUUAUAUAUCGGAGCAAGUUUACUAUGAAAAAUCUUGUCCACAGACUAGAACAAAAAAAAAAAAAAAUAUAAACAGCAUUGUAAAACCAAUAGCUCUCUCGCUAUGUUCGGAAUCUAAAAGAGAAUAAAAAAGGGAAAAAAAAAUUGUUUUAAUAUUAUAGAUUGAUAAAAGGUACAUUAACAAGGUAAUGUGACAUAAAAAUAUAAAAGUAAGUUUUAGUUUGAAAAUAUAAUUAAAGCUUUUGACCUAUAGCAUUCCCGGGACAUGAAAAAGAAAUCAAUAUUAGUACAAAUUAGAUUCCAAAGUAAAAGUGCUUUCGGGAAAUGAAAUCAGUGUAAAUUUUUUUUUAAAAAGGGCACAAAAAAUAAACUUGAACUUCUAGUCGAGUACUUGUGUGUAUAGAUACUGAUCUUACAUAAUAAAUCAGGGUUAUCAAUAUUAUUAUUGAGAAGAUCAUAGACGAAUAAGACGUCAGCUAGGUUACGUCUAACCACACAUGGGUGAAUAUAAAUAUAAUCCGCUACUAAUGACAUUGAAUCUCUGGAAAUAGGUAAAUUUAAACGGAAGGCAAUUGACUUUAGGAAUUUAUAUUGAACAUUGUCAAUAAGUUUAUCAGUGGAAUUUCGAUCCCAUAUCAAUGAAUUAAAGUUAGACCUAACAAGGCAGUAAUAGAGCGUUUUUAGUGCAUGGACAUUUUUACUUUUUUUAGUGUUUCUUAAUAGGCAACCUAGCAUUUGGAAUGCCUUAUUUACAAUUAAAUUAUAAUUAAAAGAGAAAGAUAUAUUAAAAGAAAAGAGAAUACCCAAAUCUUUGACUGAAUUCACUCGAUUAAUGAUAAUAUUAUUAAUUUUUGUAAUUAAAAACCAAGGGAUAAUUUUUUUUUAGUGAAAGAAACAGCAUUGCAUUUAUUAAUAUUUACUAGUAAUAAAGUUUCGUUACAACCUAACUAAAUUUUCUUGGAGAUUAAUUGCAUCAUCCUGAUUUUUAAUAAUUGAAUAUAAUUUAGUGUCAUCGGCAAACAUUAACACAUUACCCGAGGAAUUAAAAAUUGACGGUAGAUCGUUUGCGUAAUGAUGAUACAAUAAAGGCCCUAAGUGCGAACCCUGAGGUACACCAGAGCUUACAGAAAUAACAUUUGAAAUUGAAUUUGACAAUUUAACUGACUGGCUUUAAUCAGUAAGGUAGUAUGGUAUUAAACCAUUUAAGAAAGUUACCGUGGUGUCCAGAUUUUUUGUAGCUUGAUUAAAAUCAAGUCAUGAUUUACUCUGUUAAAAGCUUUAUUGAAAUCUGUAUAUAUUGUAUCAAUUUGAAGGUUGUUUUCAAUGGAGGAAAUUAAAUUAGGCCGAAACCCAUGUUUGUUAGGAGUAAUAUAAUUAGACAAUUAUAUGGAUAGUUUUUUAGUAAUAAUAGACUCAAAUAGUUUUGGGAUAAUAGAUAAUUUAGAAAUUGGUCUAUAGUUAUUAACAUUACUUUUAUCGCCAAUUUUAUAAAUAGGAACUAUGUACGAUUUUUUCCAAUAUAUUGGAAGGGAGCCCGUUGACAAAGACAAAUUAAACAAUUUAAGCAGAAGUUUGGUAAUGAUUGAGAGAUCAUAGGCGGAACACCAUCAGGACACACACUGCUAUAAACGUAUUAUGUAUGUAUAUAGAAAAAAAAAAUAAAAAAAUAAACAAGGACGAUUUCUAAGGAGAUAUCGACCGUUUUAAUAUAUUGACAUUAAAAAAAAAAAUCUCUCGACAGUGGUACCGUUGUAAAAUAUAGUAUAUAUAUUUGCUUAUGAUUUCCCGUUAUUCGACUAACGUGUUACCGAUUGUUUGCUUGUCAGUGGUAAAAUGUGAAUUAUAAUUGCGAACGGUUUCAUUGUUUUAUUAGUUGUUGAAAAAAUUAAAAAUAAUUUUUCAACAUAUUAUUUCCAAUCCCCCGAAUCCCCCUACCAUUGUAAAUCCAUCAUUGGUUGGUUUUGGUUCGGACGUGUGACGAGGAAAGGGACGAUUCAGAUACUGUAAGAGUGGUUUCUCGAAUGAAAUUAACGCAGAAGAAAAAGGAGGAGAAACUGAAAAGGAGUUGUUUAGAUACGAACGUUGAGAGAAAUAAUAACGACUAUGUGUAUUUGGUAUAUAUUUAGGACCCCCACACAGACGCGGGGAAGGGGUAGUAGAAGGAGAAAAAUUAAACCGUUAUAUAACGAUGUUAUUUUCUUACAUAACACACGUAUGGCAACGACGAUCGUCUAAAUGUAUUAUUGUCGUUUUUUCAAGGCGCCCAGUGCCAAUGUCGUGUUUUGCCCACAAAAAUACGUUCUACGGUAAUAGUGUUACUGUUCAGUAGAAUCAACCAAAUUUAAAUUAUUAUUUUUUUUUUUUAAAUUAAUUGAGGAAAACAUUCUACAGACCGAUAGAUAAAACAAACGGAGCCUGUUCGAAGAGUGUUGUGUUUUCGUCGGACGAUAUUACGAGUAAUAUUCCUUUGAAUACUAUUCGUUUAACAACACAAUAUAAUAAAAGCAGGUCUUAUUGAAAUAAUUGCUGCAAAUUCUCUAAAAAUAUACUACCGUUUCCCAGUAUAACGGUUUUCCGUGAUCGGUAAAAUUAUAAAUUCGGCACGGCCCAUUGUGUUUUGGCAUUAUAUUAUAAUAUUAAUUCGAUUUGCUUUCGACGAUGUGAAAAUUCAAUAAAACCCUGCAACGGUGGCGACUGGCGAGUAAUACGGUAUUUAUUUUUCGCUGAGUGAAAUUAUGCGAGAAUUAUAUUUUUCUCGUACCGAUUCGGAUGAUAAUAUUAUGUUAUCUUGUAUCUGUACAUGAAUGCGAAAUUUGGUUGUUGAAUGGAUUGGAACGAAAUCUUCUCAAAAGUUUCGAGAUGUGGUAUUGGUGAAGGAUUAUGUGAUGAACAGAACGAAGAAUAAAUAAUAACAGUGUAGUGAGCGAAUUAAAUGACAUUUGCAGAAAGAUAAUCAUGUACGAUUAAAAUCAAUGUUGGAAGAUGGCAUAUCAUUGAUCAUGGUCUGAUUAAUAUUAUGAAUAUGAGAUUAUACAUAUUAUAAUAGAAGGGAAGAUAAAUAAGUCAAGAGACCGAAGACGACCAGGAAUAUCAUAAUAUAUCAAAAAUAUGGUUUCUAAGAGACUAACAAACUAUAGAGAAUUAAUUAAUUUGGCUGCACGUAGCAAUAUGGGAAAUUGUAAACCAAAUUCAAACCUAAUUGAAAACUCUCAAAAUUCACGACGGAUGUAAAGAUCAGCCGAAAUAUAAUAUCAUAUUAUCGUUAAUAGGCAGUGUCAUGGUACACACACAGAGAGAGAGAGAGAGAGAGAGAGAGAGAAAACUCCUUACACAGUUCACCUGUUAAAUAAUUGUUUGCUCUUGUAUAUACGACACGUUUCCGACGAAAGGUAUAACAUUGCGCAGUCCGUUUGAAGUUUUAACGGGCAAACUUUUGGAAUGAACUCGUGUUGUUGUCGUCGUCUUACGAAUUUAAUUGGCGGAGAAUUCGGACUUUUACGAGGGCAUAUUUCUCGGUACCUAAUGCAGUAGGGCAUAGUACGAAUUCCGACCGAUCGAAAAACCUUAAGGGGGAGUGUCCGUCCCGGCGAUGGAUUGAUAAACACGGAAACGGAAAAAAAUAAUACGAGUUUAAUAACGCUUUUUGUAGGCGCGGAAUAUUUUCAAAACUAUUAGCCCGUACUUUCAGUUAGGUUAGUCCUGCAAAAAUUGAAAUUUAUACGUACUAUAUUCUUUUUAUCAAAACCAUGGUUAUUUCGAAAAAGCUAGAAUCGCAAUUAUCGAUGUGGGACUCUUAAAAUAGCAACGUUGUUUUAGGUACCCAUUAAUGUAUUAUAAUAAUUAUAAAUUCUUCUCCUUCCUCUUUGAUCUUCUACCCGUUAUGUCUUCUCGAAUAUCUCUCACUGAUGCUUAUGGCUAAAGGAUAGCGAACGAGUACAAUAGUUUUCGUUAAUAAAACAUAUUCUAUUUUUUGAAAUUUUUACCAGCAAAGGGAUAUUGGCAGACAACUAGAAUUAAUCAGAAUGCAGUAAUAUGUUUAGCGCAACUGAAUAGCAACGCACGUUUCGAUAAAUCACGAAACGCCAAACGGUUUCAAAAGUAAAACUUCUUUUUAGUUACUUAAUCGGUUUUUUUUGUAUAAAUUUGAAUAGUGCCAAUCCAUUUCUCAUUCAUUUUUCAGCUUUACCCAAUUCUUUUUCGCCGGGGUUAAAAAAAAAAAAAAGAAAAGAAAAAUGAAUUAAAAUUUAUAUUUUGCCGGUAACGCUAGCGGGACAAUAGCUACAUAAGUGUAGUCUACCGCUAGAAUCCAUACCGAAGAAUACCAAUCGGAGUGGUUAGUCAGUGCUUAUACUUUACAUUAACACCCGGGUUAAUAAACUAUUAUGUUUAAAUUAUCUCCGUGACGCUCAACUCUAUGUAAACAAAAUAUGCUUACGAAUAUUCGCUAACCGUCAUUUAUAUGCGUCUGUACCGAAACAUUUUCCGGUGCAUAUUAUUGCGACGUGAAUAGAGUUUACUUCAAAUUCGAAUACUCCGUAAUAUAGGUUCAACUCGAGUUCGUUACCGCGUGAAAAGGACCGGCUGCGUCUCGUUACGCGCGUAGGGCCGGGCUUUUGGCUAUAAGUAAGAUUCUCGAGUAUUCUGUUUAUAGUAUGCAUUCGCCAAUCGACCGCGCGAUCUAACUCCAUACUAUAAUAUACAAUAUACAAGCGUGUCCCACCGCGUUCGACGGACUUUUCUACAGCUGUUAAUAUGAAAUAUUUUUCAUAUUUUUUUUUUUUUUUAUCAAUCGGUUUGUCUUCGACAUCGAUCUGGAGAAAAAUGACAUUUUUGUUCGCAUCCACUAAACACAAAACGAAAUGUACACGACGUUUGUGCUUUACAGCCGUUGUUCGCGGCGGUCGUCAUUCCACGACUGCACGAGGAGGACCGGGCGCUGUGCGGCCACGCGGCCGUCAAGUUGUCGGGAUCGCCGGACUCGAGGUGCCGGUGGACGGUCGAGUAUUGGAACGGGAAGUGGCGGAUGGAAGCGGAGGGUCUUCCGGUCCCGGUAAGCGACGGGAGCGGCGCGUUUUCGCAGCGGCCGGGCACCGGAACGGACGCCCGUGGGAACGGCCACGACGACGCAACAAUACACUAUAACUAAUGAUAGUCGGUUUUUUUUUUAAAAUUUUUUUUUUUUUUUUAUCAACGUACACUGUACGCGCAAUCGGACCGUCGUCGUCUUCGUUCGCCCUUGAGAUUUUGAACCCGACGACGCAGGCGAUAUUAUUAUACAUAAAUAUGUGUAUAUGUGUGUAUGUGUAUAAAAACCAGGAGUCUGGUUACGACCGUCUCGCAUUGUUAUGUACCGCGCGCGCGGUAACGUCUAGAGCCGGUCCGGGCAACCAGUUAUAAAUUAUCGCUGCGCGCGUCCGUCUUAUGCGUCGCGUUUACUUACCUGUGCGUACCGCUCGAACGGAGGCGGUGGCGACGACGACGGCGGCGGCGGCGGAGGCGAAACGCCUUCGGUCACUCGAAUCGCGGCCGUCCGUCCGAUCGGUCCGAGGUAGGCAAGUGUAUUACGGCAAUAGAAUACCUGCCGCAGGUACGCGUCUGACUCGCGGUGUCCGGCAGUGAAAAAAAAAAACCAACGCAACGCAAACCGUUUUCACGGGCGGCGGAACAUUUUUUUUUUUUUUUUGUCUCUUGACAAUUUAACAUUUGUUUCGACCGGUUGCAGAUCGGAACCCGGGUGGUCGUCAAACACGCGGACACCGACCUGAACCUAGCCGUCGAAAAGGAAACGCGAUUUUCGCACUUUUUUGGCAACGUGAGUAUAUACGUCUAUCUAUAAUACACGUAUACGCAUUCUUCUUCUUCUUUUUCUUUCUCUUCUUGGGGUUCUUCUAUCCGUUACCGAUGUCGGAAAUCAUGACGGAUGUUGUCUUUUCGGAACAAUAUUACAAUUCGAACCCCGUCAUCUCUGAGACUCUGGUAUAUUAUUAUGAGGACGCGAUAUUGGCAUACAUUAUUUUAUUGUCUCAGUCUAACUGACGUGUGACAUAGCGAGAUUACGUAUUGUUAUACUCAGAACACAGACGUGUAUUGGUGAAAUGUAAAGAGAAGAGUGUUUCCGAGGGUAUCGCCGCGUUUCCUACCCACUCCCCUCUAAAAUAUAUUGUUAAACAAACGGUGCCCUGCAGAACUCUUUGGCUACAUACACGGUAGACGUGAUUGAUUUUCACGCCCACCGUUCACCUCGCCUACAUACGCACGUACGACUCGAUAAAUGCCUGGGGAAAUAUAUAACACGUCUUGUAAAAACAAGGAAAAAAAAAAAAAAAACGAAAAUAUCCAGCAGCGAAAACGUCCCGAUUGAUUUCGCGCGUUAAUGGCCGAAAUAUGGCGGCAGAGCGCAAUCGUAUAAUUUCGCGGACCGUGCCGCGGCGGUUCACUUAGUUUAUGGCCACGCGCGAAACGCGCAAUGCCGUGUUUUCAAUCGUCCGCGACCGGCGCGAAAUGCGUUUUUGAUCGCGAUCGCCAUUAUUAUUGUUAUUGCCACCGGCGUACAGAAAUACCGCCGGUUUUUAUUAACGGCGGGGCCUUUGGCGCGCCGAUUUUAUUGCUCGUUUCCAGACGGGGAGAGCCGUACGGCGCGCGUAAGUAUAAAAUUAUUGUGCCGGCGCCGCCGCCAGCUGUGCCAGCUGCCCCGCGACCGUGUCCCGCGGUCCACGCGCGCGCGCGCGCCGGCUCGUUCGCAAUAACAGCAAUAAUAAUCCGUCAUUAAAACGUUCGGAACUAGUUUCGCCGCUCCCUCGUCCGCGUCCCGUGUCGCCGCCGCGAUAAUAAUUAUUAUUAUUAUUAUCGUUAUUAUUUUAUUUCUCUCCCCCCCCUACUUCCCCUCCCCCCUCAUACAAUCCGUAUUGUUAUUAUCGUUUUUGUUUCUCGCAUUGCCGUCGCGCGCGCCCGUUAAACGACCGCCGCCCGUAUCGCGGCCCGGCGGCAAGCGCGCGCGGAGGUCGGCUCCGCGACCCGUCGGCGUACGUUUAUUAAUGCGCGCGCGGACGACGCGUUUUAGCCGUCGGAUUCCGCCCCGGGGGAUAGAGAAAAAAAAAAAAAAAAAAAAGGUCGCGCGCGGGCGUAACGCGUUUCCGCCGAUAAAUCGGUUCCGCCGAACGGUGAGAUACGACCGCGUUCCCGCCGAAACGGUUUCCGUGUGCCGCGCUUACGGCACGUCCCGAUACUGCGACGCAGCGAUGAAACGCACGGCGCGCGAUACUAGAAAAUACGAAGUUUUCGUUUUCUACCCGUUUGUCGUUCGGUAUGACGCGCACGCGCACGCGCGAGCCCGGUACGAUUCCGCCGUAGGCCCUGCGCGCCGACAAGCGCCAAAACGGCCGACGGGUGAUUCUGUUAGAUUCGCCACCAAUAACAGAGAAAAACGUCAUCGACAUUUCGUUUUCGUAGGCUGCCUAUAGAGCUGACUUUUGUAACGUUUUAUACGACAACGGUUUUAACAUAUCGCAAAAACAAUCCAUUUUACUAAAAAAAUAUGUGUAAUCAAAUCGUCGAAAAUCAUAAAAUAUUAAUUUUUUUUUAUACCGAUUUGCUUAAUUAUUUAUUUCUCCUCUUCUCCCACCCAGUGGUGGUUCGAAGUAUUUUUACCUUAAAUCACCGUUUUAAUUUUCCUCUAUACUACUUCGGUCUAACAUUUAAACGGUGUUAGUUUAAUAGUGUUAUGCAUAUCAAAAUUUCUAAUUUUCGAAUCUGUGUUCAAAAAGGGCGGUUCCUAUUUAAAAAAAAAAACAAAAGUAAACAAUUAUUUAAGGUACAUGAAGUAGGGGUGACAAAUUAAAAAUGAUUUUAAAAUAGAGCUUAAACGAUUCCACAAUGAUUAACAAAAACAACAGGUAACAAAUACAAUUAUAGUCUUCCGAGAAAAUCACUGGUUCAUGAUAAAAAUAUCACUCUGUAUACCGGUCGACAAAAACUUUUGUUCAGAAAUUUUCCCUUAAUCCUGUGAUUAUAAUUUAUAAUAAUUCAAUGAAUUGAAUGUGAAAAACGUACUAAGAGUGGCUUUUGUCUAUUGAAUAGUUAAAAACGAAGCUUUUAUAUUACCGGGCGCCAUUAAUGUUCACUCAUAUAAUAUCAUAGCCGUGUUGCUUUUUGUUCUCCUCUUCCCCCAAUUCGUCGUACGGUUGUACACAAAUUAUCAGAGAUAAAUCCCUACUCACGUUUUAGAUUCUUAGAUUCCGCUAAGAGCGAAGAAGCUUAUGGUUUUAUAAAGAUCUGUGCGUAACUUUACUACCAGAAUAAUUGCUCGGAUUACUACGUGUAGGACCUUUCUGAAAGGAAAUCGGCGUGGGGAGGUACUUUAAAAAUAUAAUUUUUUAAUUUUCCCAAGAGUUUUCCCAGCUCAAAUGAAAAACUGGGAUAAAACGCGGGAAAACGGGAAAAACGUAGACAAAUUGGGAAAAUAGGUACAACAUUUAACUAAUUUUAUUAAAGAAAAUAUAUAAAGCCUAUUUAAUUAUUUUACUGAAAUGACGUUUUUAUUGUUGACAAAACAUAACUAUCAAUUGAACUCGGCUCAGAAUCGUUUUCCGUAUGCAAUGGUUUAUCGUUGCUUACAGAUAUCUAUUAAGUUCCCAUUUUUAUCCUACCUUUCUAACUUCUCACUUCCAUCAGUGGCUGCAUCCGUCUCCAUUAUCUUGCCUUUCUUUUUUAAAAAUAUAAUUGACGAACGGUAUACACGCGUAUUAUAUAAUAAAAGGGCCGUAAAAUCCGCGACAAAAUUUAAUUGCGGUUUUUUUCUAUCAUUUUCAUCAACACUUUUUAAUUGGGUUUGAUGUGGUAAAACACGUAUGGGAGGUGGGGGAGUGGAUGUGGUUGUUUUUUUUUAACAAAAGCGAAUAUUCGAUAAAGAAGAAAACUCGUAAGGAUGAUGGCCGUUUGGAUAAAUCGGCUCAAAAUUCAAUUCGUUUGGGUACACACUAUAUUUCUUGAAAAAAUAAUAUGCAAAUUUAACCUAAUUGUUAAUAUUAAACUGUUUCAAGAAAUUCAGUGUCUUAAGUGUUAAUCUAAACCCUUGUCAAUGAAAAAUCGUGAUGGGUAGAUCAUGGGAUUUGGAGGUAUAUAGUCAGAGUAAACGAAAGUACCAAGUACCAAGGAUAUUCAAUGAGUUGGUAUAAAUCGUCGGGAUUAUCAUGUUUUAUUUAUGUACCCAAAUGAGGUCUUAAUUUGCGAAUAAAAAUAUCCAAAUCAGACCUGUUGUGACAAAAAUAAUACGUUUCGAUUCGAUUUGGAAGACAUUAUAUGUGCUUUAUCAAUACAAUUAUUUUUAAUAUUCGUGCGAGUAAAUAAUCACGUAUAAUACGGAAACGCGUAUGGUGAUGUAAUGUUGCUAAAAAGCUUUUACCGCGAAAAUAAAAGCCGUGUAAAUGUCAGUUUUAAGACUAUAAAAUCGUAUUAUAUUGGGUACACGGGAAGAGAGGAAAGGGAUAAAAAUACUGUGUGCAAUACGAGUGACACGCACACGCAUGUGUACUAGUAUAAUUCGAUCUUUGUGACUCUUCCGGAGUCUUUUCACAUUCGAGAAAAAAACCGUGAAUCGUUUUCAACCUUGACGGUAUACCCAAUUUUCGGCUAUUUCAUAAUAAUAUGGUUUUACGCAGACACUGCCACCUGAAAAAUAACAAUGGAUAGAGAGACCUAUCAUCAGAGACCUAGAAACUAGAGAAGAAGCAAAAUACCUUAGAAAUAGGUUAGGUCAGUUUUUGCAACGAGACAAUCCCGAAGUAAAUUUGUUAAAAAUUCGUAAAAAAUAAAAUUUCAUGACCAUUUUAAUAGAUAUCGAUCACUAUAUUUUCGAGCGUUUUUUAUAAUAUUGCACUGGUUGUACGUCGACUAAAAAAACAAUGACCAACACAUUUUUUUGGAAAGUUUCAUUUUAAACUGUUGAAAUUGCGAUGUCGACUUCGUCACUGAUGUAUCCUUUUUUGGAAAGAGACCCCUGCUGUUUGACUGUCAUAAAAAAAUCACCAGUGAGCAGCAGAGUACCGUCACUACUUACUAGAUUUAAAUUUUCUCCCACUUAUUUUCUAUAAUUCUAUAACUAUUAUUUCCACUUUGCAUUAUUCUUUGCAAACAAUAAAAACAGAAUCUUAUACGUAUCUAUAAAAACCGCGAAACCAUAAUCUAAAGCGGUUUGUUGAUUUAUUAUUGCAGCCAAUUAUAAAAUCGUUGUAAUUCAUCAUGUAUGUUGGGCAUACAAAUAGUGCUUAUAAUAAUACAAUACUAUUAUACUGUACUGCUACAAAAAAAACAAAAACCAAACAUUUGAGCAUAUGAAAAUGUUGGAGCGGUGCUUUAAACUUGUAACUUUCAAAAGGCACAUCAUUAAUACUAAUGUGAUAAAUGUACAACAUAUUUCAUCCUCCACUAGCGUCAUUUGAUUGGUCUGUAGGGGUGCUAAAAUCCUAAAAAGCAUCCAAGUCCCGCAUAAAAAUGGUGAAAUUUGUGAAGAAAUUAAAUACAACAUUUAUCAUUUUAAUUCGUCUAUAAAACCGCUUUUAAUUCUCGAUUUUGAACUCAUUUGGCUAACGGGAAAUCACUAGAUGCCAAGAUCUAUACUAUAGAUGAAAGUCAACACUGAAAAAUGAAGUCGUAAAAAAUAUUUGCGGCCUUGAUGACCUGUUCUGAAUUUUGUUUUGCUUGGUUUUGUUAUAAGAGUAUACGGAAAUAGGCGUUUUUCUCAGACGUUUGUUUCACGAUAAACGACAUUGAUGAAGGAAAAAAACAAAUCAAAACUGUAGUCACAAAUCUCGUGGUAUAACCCAUUUAUCGAUAAACUCGCAUCUGUUCUCGCAGACGUUUCGAUUACGACGAUUAUUUUUCAUUCUAAUCUACCGAUUCUGCUGCAAUGUUUCAGUCUGGCGACGAAACACUAUAAUAUAUAAUGGAUAUCCGAUAUUUUGCGGACCCAUAAAUCUCUUCCCACGCGUUUCCGACGCGAUUACGCAUUGUCAUCUAGCCCCUCCCCCCUCUUGCUACUCUUCUAUUUCAUCAACGAAUAGUUGUGCAGUUUACCGCGGUAAUUCAGGACGCAUAUCGAUUAGGAAGAGAGGAAGACGGAAGACGAAGUAAUAAAUUACUUUUCGACGCCGCGUUAAAAUAUCCAUGAUGACUUUACAGACGAGUAUAAAAAGAAAAAGUUUUGGUAAAUAUUUAAAUUCAAAGCGUGAGCCUCGUCAUAUAGAAUUUUAUAUUUAAUAAUCCGGCUUCGGAAUGAUGUUUUUGGGCUUCCUUCAAUCAGCGCAGUGGUUUAGUGAGGACUUAUCAAUUGGAGGGGGAAUCAAAAACAAAAAAAAAUUAAAUUUUUGUUUAAUUUAAUUUCCUUAUGAUAAACCGUUAUGAUAAAAAUAUUUGUAUGAAUACGGCUUACGUGGGGGCACGACACCCGUGUUCCAUCUGGCUACGACAAUGUGUCAGCACAUAUUUAAAUAUCCAAAUUUCCGCGUUUGGUGUAUUGUUGUCGGUUUUAGAAAAAAAUCACUGGGAAUCUAUAGAAAAAUGUUUUUUAGGCACGAGAUUAAAUUUUUCUGGGAUUUAUAAUAGCCGAAUAACAGUGCAUGUAUUUGUGUGUAUUCUUUUUUUUCUACUUCUAUUUUUGGCCUUUACAACUCUCUGAGAGUUUUUGCUGUCAACACCAUCUUACGCCGUUUAUUUCUAUCCUAAACCAUAUGUUUCCAUUUGUCCAUUUCCAACGUCUUCAGAUUCUCUUUUGAUUCAUCAUUUUCUGGGUCUACCAAGAAGCCUAUUUCCCCGCAGUUUUCAUUCUAACGCUACUUUUUUCUUACCAUCUUCUUCUCUUAUUAUCCGAACUGUAGCCAUUGUAACCAUAAUUGGCCUUUGAUAAUUCUGUAUACUGUUGGUAUUUCGACCAUGUGCCGUACAAUUUCCAGUUGUAUUUUCUUUGCCAAUAAUUUGUUUUUUUUAUCAUAAAUAAGGCCGAUAAUUGUUCUCUAUAUUUUUUUUCCAAAUAUCUUCUGCAGCUUCCCAUUUCUGUUUGGCUAUUAAUUGUUUACCUUCGUUUCACAGCCAAGUUAGGGUCAGUUGAUCUUUAUGACGUUAUUUAGUUUUCCUAGAGAAUUUGGGUGGAAUUUGGUUUCUAGUUCAAAAUACGCCUUUGAAUGUCUGCUACUGUAAAAUAACCAUAUGAAGGUACGUAGAGCAAAACGGAUUUGUGGUUGAGGCUUUCGGCCGACGGUAGUAAAUACGCGCUGGUAAAAUAUUUAAAAACUAUAGAAGGCAAACGUCGUCGUAUUAUUAGUAUUUAAAAGAGCUCGACGGUAUAACGAUUUUCAAGGAGUUACGAUUCAAAAGUUUUAUGUGUCGAGCAGAACGAGCGGGGGGGACUUGCAGACUAACGCGCGGUCCUUAUAUAGCUUUUGAGCGCUGCAUAUAAAAAAUAGAAAAAAAAGUCACUACAUAUACAUAUCAGGAACGAUGGGCAACAGAGGAGAGGGAGGAUGAUAAUUAAAGCAGCGUUUCGUGAACCAAGAGAAUUAUUACAUUAAUUUCGUGCGACGCUCGUUCGAAUUUCUUUGGAUUAUUUUUUUUUCACUCGAAACAGUGGCGGUGUCGAAUUUUAUAUAUUUAAUUAUCCGUUUAAAAUACGAAACUCUUUAUAAUUUGUUUUUGUUUCAUACCAUCCUGUAAAAGUAUAGUUUAUUUUUGGUAAUUUUAGCACACGAAACAUCACUCGUCUUUGUUGUAAAACUAUAUUAUUAUAAUAGACGGCGCUCGCUCAAAAUACAGAAAACAUUAUAACGCAGGGAACUGAUGGUCAGGAAAAUAAUAAUCAGAAAUACAAUUCUACUAUAGGAAAAUCGGGACUGGACAAAAUAAAUAGAUUUUUUUUCCAGAUCUAACGAUGUCCGGUCUAGAUUAUUGCAGUCGAAGUUUGUCCGUUAAAGAUUUUUAUGGAUAUUGAAAUUUGGAAUGAAUUUUAGCUUUUGUAGGCACCCGUUAAAAUACAAAAAAUAAUAAAAAAUUUACAAUAAUUGUAUUAAUUAUGUUCCUGUGUUUUAUGUUCCUGACUUUUAUGGCUUUCCAUAUAUUAUACCAGGCAUACGUGGCUGGUUUCGAUACGCGCACACCUUGUCGAAAGAUAUGCGGAAAAUCGAUUACUCGUAUAAAAUACGAAAGCUCGUGAAUACAAUUUACUUACGUUUCUCAUUCGCCGUUUUCGAUUUAUUGAAAUGGAAAUUAUUUCCAUCUGGAGCGUUCAAUCUGCGAUACGGUGUGAUUUCAAGAGGUUUUUUUUUUUGUUUACCGUUUCGAACAAUCUAACUUCAUUACGAAACGUACAGUGAAUUAUUGUUUUUCUUGUUGAAUGAGAAAACAAUAAUAAUUAUUAUUAUUAUUUGUACGGAAAAUGGAUUUUUUUACAAAGAAAAGUAUAAAAAAAAAAAAAAAAAAAAAAAAAACGGCUAAAAUAAUUUUCGACCGUUAGGUUAACAUUAUAAUAAUGUAGGAAGGAAUAGUACCGAAAGUCUGUGUUUUGUUUUUUCCAUCCUACGGCGGAACGAAACGUCGUCUCAUUCCACUCGAACGAUUGCGAACCGCAUCGCAAUGUAUAAUGAUAUGGUGAUCACGUGCGGUAUAUUGUAUUAUGUAAACCAGUAGACAAACAAAUUUGAAACUAAUUAUUGAAUUCGGGCGGUUUACUGCGGGGGAGAGAGACAUGUGGAUAGUGGCGUAAUUUGUAUUUUUUACUUAUGAUCAAAUAAAAUUAUCUAUAGGAUCCCGUAAAAUAUAAAUUCACCGAUUCGCGGAGAGCCGAUAUCAUACCUAAUACGUGAAUAUAUAAAAAACCGUUUACUGAAUUGGUCAGUAUGACGUUAUUGGUUCCGUAAAUUUGUGUUUGAAAUUAUUAUUCAUAAAUGAGAAAUUAAAGGAGGUAUAUUGGGCAAAAUAUGUGCAAAAUCGAGAUUUAUUUAAAACUGUAGAAAUUAUUAUCUUACCUGAUAAUUAUUUCAUUGCACAACUAAUGAUUCUUUUUUUAAAUAUUUGACUGAUGCGCGUAGAUAAAAUAAAAAAUACUGCAGCGGUAAAAUAUGCACAAACUAUGCAUAUUUGUUGAAAAUCGUUAAAAUCAAAAUUGAAAUUUCGACUUUUCACGGAUAAUAUAUCUAAUAAUAAUACUCUAUUCAGAAACGUUGCUCGUUACCGGAACGGUUUAUCGUGACGUAUAGAUGCAACAAUUUAAUUACUCUACAUAUAAUCCCUUCCAAAUUUCUUUCUAAACCAAUGCCACACCCAACAACAGAAUCAGCCUGUUUUUAUUUUUGAUUUUUACUGUUUUUUUUUUUUUUAUUACUUUUCUUCGUUAGGCAUGAUAAUAUAAAAAAAAAAAAAAAAAUCGAUGUCGCUCAUUUAUUGAAAAUAUUACCUAUUAGAAGCGACAAAAAUGGUUCGCCGCGCGACAUUCGUGUCGUCAAGUAUUAUACCUACUAGGUCAAUAUAUCCACUGCGUUCUUGUGCCGUAAAAUAAAUACCAUACCAGACGUCACUGACGAUUUUUCGAUUUCCGUAGGAGUUCGAAGUCAGCGCGUACUCGUACAAGGACUCGGCGGGUUGCGAAGCCGUUCAGAACGUGUGGCAGUUCGUCACUUCGUCCGGCGGUAGGACAGGAGGAGACGAUGGCAAAACGACAUAA